Molecule: messenger RNA, 108 nt
Organism: Chaetomium globosum CBS 148.51
Lineage: Eukaryota; Fungi; Ascomycota; Sordariomycetes; Sordariales; Chaetomiaceae
Exons: 2
Coding region: 1-108 (35 amino acids)
Source: RefSeq, a predicted model, not a curated record
AUGGCUGGACAGCCCACCCACGCUUAUCUAGUUGUGGAGAAUUCCCCAGAUUCACGGCCUUUAGCAAAGCCAACCGAGCGACUAUCUCAAUACCUCUGGGCCAUGUGA